AUGGCCGACGGAAGUCCCCACGAAGCUGUAGCGGAGGUGCACCUUCUACAAGAUGCUUCUCGCCGCGACUUGAUAACAGAACUCAACGCCGCCCAGUCGCCGCUUCUUCGUCUUCCCGCUGAGAUCCGAAACGCGAUCUACACCUUCGUGUUCAGUGAUCAGGUUUACAGAUACGAUGUAUCAGGCAACAACGACUCCUCGAUCAUCUGUCGCGCUGAGUAUCCGUGUCUUGGUCUGCUUCUCGCUUCUCGACAAGUCCACCAUGAAACCGCCUUGCUUCCCUACGAGCUGGCAACCUUCGUCUUCGAAAUCAAAGAGCUAUGGAAACCUUCAGAACUACACACAUUCGCGACAAAGAGAUUGAAAGCGCAACUUGCAGCACUUGGUCUAGUGGAGGUUGUGUGGCGGAAGAGCAGACGGCGUGUGUCUGCAGCCGACUUCUUGACGGACUACGAUGACGACUUGUUGGUCGAUGGAGGACUCUGGGGUGAUUGGUUCCACAAUGUACUCUGCGCGUAG
Molecule: messenger RNA, 519 nt
Organism: Alternaria hordeiaustralica
Lineage: Eukaryota; Fungi; Ascomycota; Dothideomycetes; Pleosporales; Pleosporaceae
Exons: 2
Coding region: 1-519 (172 amino acids)
Source: RefSeq, a predicted model, not a curated record